Bemisia tabaci is the source of this 6483-nucleotide messenger RNA. It is a transcript of the gene krz, whose product is annotated as beta-arrestin protein kurtz. Gene Ontology annotation, cellular component: cytoplasm. Lineage: Eukaryota; Metazoa; Arthropoda; Insecta; Hemiptera; Aleyrodidae. Gene Ontology annotation, molecular function: G protein-coupled receptor binding. The record is from RefSeq and is a predicted model, not a curated record. Gene Ontology annotation, biological process: G protein-coupled receptor internalization; signal transduction.
AUAUACAAUUCAGAGUUUCUGUGUUCCGAAACUGUACUGAAAAUCUGGAUCGUUGAAAGUUCUUAAUUCUUUGUUUCGUUUUGCCGAAAUUGUUCCGCUAGUGAAUUUUACAAUUAAAAACAUUGGAUCGAGCUCUUAUCGUCAAUGUCUAAUUUACAGUUACAUACUUUAGUUUUGCAGAAUUCUUACCAGCUAAUCUGUUUGAUCCGAGGUGAUCAUUGAGCAAUUGUUGAGUGUCACUAGAUGUGGAGUCAUUGACUAUUUGGUGACUGUCAGGUUUUACUAACAUCCUAUUUUAUGUGGCUCGUCCCUUCAACGUCCGUGACGCCCUUCCGUCAAGUUUCUCGUACCUCUCCUUGCUUUCAUACUGUGAAUCCAAGGGGGGAGAGAAGUUAUUUGUCUGUACUGGCCUCUCAUUAGUGCUACGGCCAUGGAUGAUGGCUCAAUCAGUAGGAGGCAAGCGACAAGGGUUUUCAAGAAAAGCUCCCUCAAUGGAAGGAUCACUGUUUACCUGGGAAAAAGAGACUUCGUUGAUCAUAUCACUCACGUAGAUCCGAUCGAUGGAGUUGUCCUAAUUGAUCCAGAUUAUGUGAAGCAACGUAAGGUGUUCGGUCAUGUUCUGGCUGCAUUCCGAUAUGGGCGCGAGGAUUUGGAUGUUCUAGGACUCACAUUCCGUAAAGAUCUUUAUUUAGCUGCUGAACAAAUCUACCCUCAAGAUGGUACCACUCCUCAAAGGAAAACAACUAGGUUGCAGGAAAGGCUAAUCAAGAAACUCGGACGCAAUGCAUUUCCAUUUUACUUUGAGCUCCCACCGCAUUGCCCGGCCUCCGUCACACUGCAGCCUGCCCCAGGUGACACAGGCAAGCCUUGCGGCGUUGAUUAUGAAUUAAAAGCAUUUAUAGGAGAAACCCAAGAUGAUAAACCUCAUAAAAGGAAUUCUGUGCGGCUUGCAAUCCGCAAAAUUAUGUAUGCUCCAAGCAAGCAAGGAGAGCAGCCGUCUGUGGAAGUUAGCAAAGAAUUCAUGAUGAGUCCUAACAAGCUACAUCUAGAAGCAUCUUUAGAUAAAGAGCUGUAUCAUCAUGGAGAAACAAUAUCUGUCAAUGUACAUAUAGCAAAUAAUUCUAAUAGAACUGUGAAAAAAAUCAAAGUAUCAGUUCGACAGUUUGCAGACAUUUGUUUAUUUUCCACUGCACAAUACAAAUGCACCGUUGCAGAAGCUGAAAGCGACGAGGGAUGUCCCAUUGGUCCUGGGUUCACUUUAUCUAAAGUUUUCACUCUGACUCCUCUACUGGCAAAUAACAAAGACAAAUGGGGUCUUGCUCUAGACGGUCAAUUGAAACAUGAAGAUACAAAUCUUGCGUCGAGCACCCUUGUUGCUGAUCCGUCUCAAAGGGAGAAUCUAGGGAUUGUUGUGCAGUACAAAGUUAAAGUGAAGCUCUGUCUUGGAGCCUUAGGAGGUGAUUUAGUUGCUGAGUUACCGUUCAUUCUAAUGCAUCCCAAGCCAGAAGAUGACUCUGUGCCCUCAAGUGGGCCCAAUCCUUCGGCAGGUGAAGCUUCUGGUGAUGUUCCUGUUGAUACUAAUCUUAUCCAACUGGAUACGGACUGCUCUCCUCAGCCAGACGAUGAUUUUAUUUUUGAAGAUUUUGCGCGGCUGCGACUAAAAGCCGGAGGGGAAACGGACGCGUAAAAGCUCUCACUUCUCUUUCCUCCUCUUUUAUUAAUAUUUUGUACAUAUAUUGCCAGUUAUGAUUAAGUUAACUUCUAAAUUUUGUUGCAUUUUAUAUCUUUUUGUUACAAGUACAAUGUUACCACUUGUUCAAUGCCCGUGCUUUUGAAAGAUAUUCAACUUAGUGUAAGUAAGAAAUCGGAAGCCAACACACAUGUUUAAAUACUCUAUGUUCCUUCUUCCUUUAGCCUCUUGAACUAUUCAAAUUUAAUUGGUGAGCACCCUCAGCCAAAAAACCAAUGAAAAUAGGAAAAAUACCCUCUUCCUAAUGUUAGCUUUUUCUUUUGAUCAACAAGUGCUGCCCUUGGCGGUUAUCAACACUUAUUUUGCACGUUGCGUGAUUCAUCUCAUGCUCUUAUUUUAAAAAUUGCUUUGUUUGUGGAAAAUGCUUUAUAUUAUUGGUGCCAAGUCUUUGCAGAGCUGCGUUGUUGAGAAUAGUGUUCAUGGUAUGAUACAGGAAACGAUGAAUUUAUUCAAAUCUGGUUUGCCUUUCAGAAAUGCUCAAAUUUUUGCCCAGUGCGUAGUAAAAAUACUCGAUAACAAUAACAACCCAUUUCCACUGCUCCAUCUAGAAUGUUUAAGUGGUCUUCCAUAAAUUUUUUUGCUUAAAAUUUUUAAAGUACCAAGGAGCCGUAAAAUUAUUUUACUAUGCUUAACAAUGGGUCUUUAAAGUCAAAACAAGCAGUAACCCUAACUAACUGUGAUUUGACUAUAGUUUUAAGAUCCUGAUGAGUUCAAUGGUCAAUACAUUGCUUGUCAGCAAGUUUUUCUAUAAUUCUUACUUGCCAGACUGGCUAAAUGUUUUUUUCAUUUUUCUUCAAAUACUAUUAAACAAAUGGGGCAUUUUUCGGUAAGGGGACGUAUGAGACUUCCAAUGCUGCUAAGAUUGUGCAAAGUAGUUCUCUAGUUGUAAGUAACUUAUCCAAAAAUUCUGCCAUACAUUUUUCCUUGAAUCUGCUCCGAGUUAUUUUGUUUUAUGGUAAGGAAGUAAGUCAACUGUAAAUGCAUUUAAUUUGCCACAAACGCUGUAAAAAAUUGCACAAUCUUAGUAGCAUUGCAAGCCUCAUACGCCCUUUUACCGGAAAAGUCUUCAAAUACUGAUCAAUUUUUUCAAAAGUGGUUUUUCACAGGGAAAGUUGUACACAGUCAGUAAAAAAUUCUCUGGUAAAUGUUUAAUUGUCCUAAACGAAAUUGGAUACAACGUUUGCACAAUCUAAAAACCUUGGCUAAUCAAUGACAGGUUUGAAAAUUUCUCAGCUGAAAGCUUGCUGUAAGUGAGCCUGACUUAGUAGGCGACGCCGCAAGGUGAGGUAAAACUACGAAAACAUUUAUCUUGAUUGCCGGUGAUAGAAAAUCUCCACUACUCUUAUACUUUUUUAAAAGAAUGUUAAAAGACACUUUAGUAUGAGAUCUUCAGACAAUAUUUUUGACAGAGCAAAGAAACAUCUCACAAAAUAGUUUUAAUAACGAUGGGAAUAAAAAAAUAAAAAAAUAAAAAAAUGCCAGGAAAUGUGCAAAGUUACAAUUACAAGGGCUCUUAGUUUCACGAUCGAGAUUUUCUUAAUCCUCUCUCUCUUCUAAUCUACAUGGAGCACAUUGUUUGACUUCAUGCUUAAUGCUAGUGAUCACAUUCUUUCAUCAUUCAAUUUCAUUCAAUCUCAAAUCAUUCUUUCAUAAUCUUUUAUAAACGAGUAAAAUUUUAAAAUCUCAUUGCUAGGUUUUUAAUGGUGCCAAUUCAGGUUUCUUUUUCUUUUUCUUUUUCUUUUUGCAACUUCGAGCUCUUUUUGGUGGAUUACUAUUAUUAAAAAAAUCGGGAAAAAUUCCUGUGAUCUCUGUGCUUUCUCUAGUUCUCAGAAAUGCAGGAAUUAAGCAUUACUUAGCAAGCUCCUGAAGUGAAAUUGAAUAAAAUAGCUCCCCUCUCUUGAUUUUUUAAGGUUUUAAGAUCUUGAUUUGAACAAAAGCACACUAAUCAGUGUUGCGCACUUUAAAUAUUUUGUCGAAAUUAAAAGUUAGAGCCAAAUUGUCAAAACUUUUUAUAUGCUCGCAGGUGACAAAAAACUGUAGCAGGUGAAAGGGGGUCAGAGAGAACCCCAAGGUUGUAACUUGGUAACACCAAGAAAACAUUACUUUCACCGUAGCCCUCUGUAGCUUUCCUCUUUUACUAAAACAGGAAUUUUUUUCACACUUGGCUGUAUCAUUGUCAGUGAAGGAAUUUUUUUUUUACCUCAGAUACAGUGCAUUGUCCCCGCAUUAUGCUGAAGUUCAGCACAUUUCCACUAUUUUGUCGACGAUUUGCAAUUUUGCAAGGUUGGCAACACUGUUUUUCCUCCAUUUAAAGCCAUUAGCAUGUGUCACGCUAUCAAAAUACUCCAUCAAAAUGUCAAAGUCAAGUGCUGUGAUUGGUCCGAGUCAUCGAAUAAGCCAAUUAAAACAUCUGAUCUUUAUAUUUUGAUGGCAAGCUUUGAUAGUGUGACAUAGGCUAUAGGAACUAUCAAUUUUUGGUGAGGUAGUGAAAAGGUGCAAAAAAAAAGUUUAGUUGUCUGAUCAGUAUUAUCUGUAUAUUUGUCUAACCAUGGUUAAUGCUCUAAUUCAUUAAUAUUUGUCUAAAAUUGCGUUCUCCACAUGCUAUCCCGGAUAAUCCAGGAAAGGGUGGGAGGAUCACGCGUUAUCAGAUUUUUUUUUAUCCAAAUCGAUGUUUUUCGAAUCAAUUUGGAUAGUUACGAGUUUUAUGUAACGGGAAUUUUUGGGCACUGAGGUCCCUUUUCCUUGGAAUGGUCAAGUGGACACAUUUUUGCUGAAGGGAACUGUGUACAAAUGAGUGAAGGUUCAAUAGCAACUAUGAUCCUCGUAAUUCCCAUGUACAUAGUUCCUUUUAAUUUAAUUCAUUUGCCCAUAAUUCAAUUUAGUGCAAUUACGUUCAAGUGAUAAAUAACUCAGUAUUAGAUCGAAAAGAAGUAGAAUAUUCAAAGGGCAUAUCAAAAAUAAAGUUUGACACGUAUUAAGGAGUUGAGUAACUUUUUUGUGAUUUUGAGAGUCAUAUGUUGCAAUUUGAAUGAUAACACGGAAGCUUACGACACUAAUGAACUUUGAGAGUAAAAACGAUUCCAUUUCAUUUUACCAAAGAAAUUUCUCCGAAAAAAUGUGCUUAAUGCUUUUUCACUUAAAAGCUAAAAACGCAUUUUCACUCAAGACAUUUGAUGUUAUGUAAAAUACUUCAAAAUUUCUCCUAUUAACUUGUCAUCUAAAAUUCUGAAGUCAUUUUAUGCCAUAUUUUGUUUAAAGAUGUAGCAAUUACAGGUAGCGAUCAUGUACUACAAGUAGGACCUGUUGCCCAAAUACAUCCAAAAUAAGUGAAAAGCAAGUGAGCAAGACAGGUGAAGAUGUUGUCGAAGAUUUUUUGAAAAUCGGUUGUAUUAAUAAUGCCUCAGCCAAUUUUUAGGUAAAUUAAAUCAAUUUAUUUUUAGGUAAUUUCACUUAUAGGUGAACCUUUCAUGAAAAACUCAGACAAAAAGUCCUAGGUGAAAAAGUAUUUGACACAUUUUUUUGAGAUGAAACUAUCAGGAAGCGUAAAAAGUUUUAUCCUUCAUUUUUCAUCUUAUGAACAUUGUGAAGCUUAGCUUAGAUUUGAGUAACAUUUUAUAAACAAUAAGUCUACAUUCUCAGGGGCCCUUAGGUAUUUUAGGCUGCCAGGAAGAAGUGUAAAAAAAUUAUAUUCGUGGCGAAAAUUGCAAGUAUGGAGGACUUGAAUGAAUUACUCCUUGCACUAAUGUCAGCAAAAUCUCUCUUGUGCCGCACAGGGGGAAGUAGCCUGAUUUAUGGUUAAGUCAUAAAGCAUUUAAACAUACUUUGUAUAAGAAAAAAGCAAUUACUUGGACCAAGAUUCCUUGACUCUCUCUUACUUACGUUUUCCUAAGAAUUUGGAGGCUGGUGCUUCAAAGCAGCCAAUUUUUGUAUCUUUAAGCUCUUUCUUCUUUUUUAAAUAAUUUUCUCGGACAUCUCUGAAAUACACGCCAGAACUGUGUACAUUUUUCAAGAUAAUCAAAUGGGAUAUUGCCAUUUUAUGUGUUUUCUUCGGAUUUUUUAUUUGUUUUAAAAUUAUUAUCAGCUUCAUUUGUUGUUGGAAUCAUUUUUGAAAGAAUGUCUGCUUAAGGCCUGUCUUGUCAACGCAAUAUUUACUGUGUUUAUCAUUUUGUUGUCAUUUGUUUCUACAUUGAUUUUUAUACAUAUUUUACACACUUUUCUGCAUUUCCAAGAAGGAAUCCCGUCUUAAACUUCAUAUUGGAUGGAAUUGUUUAAUUUUUGCUAAGCACAGAGUUGUUACAAGGUCCUGCCAAAGAUUGUAUUUAUUUGUGACUUUCUACAGGAAAAGGGAGCUCCAUACGUCAAAACAAAUCUUUCAGAAGAACAACUGUACAAAUUUAGUCACAAUCAAUGUAACUGCAUUCGAUAUUGGUUAAUUUAAAUUACACAACGCCUUGAAACUCUAUACGAAUUCUCCCUCAACUAUCAAGAUUAAACUCACAAAAUUUCAAGUCAAACUUUCUGUUAAAAAAAUAAAAAACGAGAGGAGAUUAGGUGAUGUCUAAUGUAGUCGCGCAGAUUUUUGUUGAAUGUGUCCAAUUUAUGUUCAGGAGGACUAAAAAAUCUCAAUUUUGAAAAAUCGGAAUCAUUUCAAGAAUUAAUGCCCACAGAGGGCAGAAAGUUGCAUUUGAUCGGAAAAAUUUGAGCCUCAAAUAAAACACAGAUUGAAAAUGUAA